This is a messenger RNA of Dendronephthya gigantea, 2089 nucleotides long. RefSeq lists its product as uncharacterized. Gene Ontology annotation, biological process: transmembrane transport. Gene Ontology annotation, molecular function: transmembrane transporter activity. The record is from RefSeq and is a predicted model, not a curated record. NCBI's taxonomy places the organism in Eukaryota, Metazoa, Cnidaria, Anthozoa, Malacalcyonacea, Nephtheidae. The coding region runs from base 583 to 1794 and encodes 403 amino acids. The transcript has 11 exons.
GUCGUCUAAAAAUGAAGGGUAUACUAACAGUGGCUGGUGGAGCCUUUAUUCAUGUGGCGUUGGGCAUAUUGUUUACAUUUGGAGGCCGAAGGUCAAACAGGAACAAAUAUUCGAGAAAAAAACGUAGCCGAUGUGUUUAUGUAAAUGAUCGCGUAAGGCUGAUUCGUGUACGAAAGGAAAGUGUCUCUCUGCUCAACUGUAUAGUAUAGCGCAUGAAUGAAUGAUAUACACUACGCAGGAAUGCGAUACAGUUGAAGUGGAAAACUAAUUGCCGUAGCGAAUAACCUGAGGAAUGUGCCAAUAUCUCUGCUUUCAUGAAAGCAACAUUGUAUGACUUUGAAGGUCUAACAAGAUCAAGUUUCACCAAUACCUCGUCGUAUAUUCAUAGCAUCCGCGCUUUUGGUCACUGCAAUCUCAUUUUAUAAUUUUAAAAUUAACCAUCAGCAUCGUUAUCAUACUACUACUUACCAUAUCGCUCUUUUUUGCGCAUUUUUUUCCCUGCUGAUAGGUAACAUCAAUCUAUACAUCACAUCGUAUCUUCGAUUUCGAUCGUCAAGUGUGUCAGUGGAAUAUUCCGACAGUAUGCUGAUUAUGGGUUGUAUACAAAUCUCAAUGCAUAUAGCGUUGAUGUUUGGUGGAGUAAUUGAACUUAAACUUGGUGCAAGAAUUACAAGCUUCCUGGGGGGACUUUUAUUGAGUUUGGGCCUGGUAAUGACUUAUUUCACAGCAAGACAUUCUUUCGCUGCGACUUCAGUGAGCUACGGUUUGACAUUUGGCUUAGGAAUUGGAAUUGGGUAUUCGUCCUCACUUGGCCGAGCAAUGCAGUGGUAUCCGAAUAAUAAAGGUCUUGUUGGUGGGCUUGUCAUUGGUGGUUCGGGUGUUGCAGCUAUUAUGUUCAGUGCAUUGGAAACUGGAUAUACCAAUCCAAACAAUCUCGUCCCAAACGUUACAAUAGAACCAAACAAUGAUAAAUUUUUUGGUGAAGCAGAGGUGCUAGAUCGUGUUCCAUAUUUAUUUUUGCUUCUUGGUGUUGUGUGUUUUGCGUUGUGUUCUAUUGGAGCAAUGUUGUUGUUUGAGCCACCACCAGUUAAUGUUAUGGAAGAGACUAAAGAGGGGAGAACGCUCUUUCAAGAAUUGACCCAUAUAGACGACUUCACUGAAGAAGAUGGCUUAUUCGAAAACGAAAUAGAUGCACCAGGCGAUAUACCUCCGCUGCAAAUCAUCAAGAAAAAACAGUUUUGGAUAUUGUGGUUCCUGUCACUAGUGAAUGGGGAGGCAGUGAUAUUCAUAACGACAUUUUAUAAGGCAUACGGAGUGACGUUCAUUUCAAAUGAUCAUUUCUUAGCGUUGGUUGGAUCUGUCGGGACAGGAUUUAUUAGUGUCGGUAGAAUAUCCUGGGGGGUUGUUGCUGAUAGAUUACCCUUGAAGAUUGGUCUUAUCAUUCAAAAUGGCAUCAUGUUAUUUCUAUUGUUGACAUUUACAUUGUCUGAAAAGGCGGGAAAAUGGAUGUAUUUUAUUUGGGUUGUCACAAUGUUUACGACAAUGGCUGGUACGACAACGUAUUUAACAGCUGCAACUGCCGCGACGUUUGGUCUGAAGUAUUUUGCAACAAAUUAUGGCUUAGUCUCCAGUUCAAUGAUACCUGGUGGAAUUCUUGGAUCAAUUCUAUCGCAAUAUCUCAGUGAUCUUAUAGGAUGGUGGGGGAUUUUUACGUUAGUCGCCGGGUUCUCUUGCUUAGGAAUUGGAUUGUCGUUUCUUUAUGACUCAAAGGUUGGCAAACCAAGCUUUGACUGAGGGGUAAUUUGCGAGUAGCUGUCUGUAUACAACACAAUGAAGAAGAAUGAAAAAUUUGAUUUAUAAUGUGUUUGUGUGCAUGGCGCUUUCUUGACGAUAGCAAGCGUUCGCACAAUAUACGUAUACGUAGAAUCAAGAUGAACAGUUACGCCCAAUCUUGAAGCAUGGCUAUGAUUAAAGAAGGAGUGGAAAGCAUGAUUAGAAUUCCAUACUAGACUUGCUGACGUGAAGUGACUUCAGUUGCAAAUUUUACUGCAUCAUAUGCAUGCAUAAAAAUGCUUAUGGCAAACAUUUA